GGACUCUUAUCUUAGCGUUUCCGCUGUCAGUCAGGGGAGGAAAUGUUUGCGCGAAAACAGAUUUUAUAUUUGAUUAAUUCAGAUAAAAAGAAAAGAAAACAAACAAAAACCCGAAAACGAAGACAAGAAGUCGAUGGAUGAACAGCUUGAGCUUUAGCGCUCGGCUCAUCAUGUCGUCUGUAGGAGACACUGAGGUGUUCAUCCCGAGUGAGGCGUGUGUCAUCACCGUCCCCGUGAACUCGCUGCCUUCGUCCAUCACCAAGAAAAUGUCCGCAUGUCCCGUUCACUCCGACCGACCGGCCACGUUCAUCUCCCCUGUAGAGCUGAGGGAGAAAGGGACGGUGCGGAAAUCACGACCUUUGACCCCGGGACAGUUCUUGCUGCCGGUCGUGACCUCUAACAGCAAAGCUUUCAAGAUGCUCCAGGAGUUUCUACACUCAGGUGAGAACUCGCUGCAGGUUUCUGAUGAGAACUCACGAGCGGGUUCUGCGUUCUCCAAAAGGAAGAACUCCAUCAUUCUGUACGACACACAGAUUUUCCUCAUUGUAAGAAAAGCCAAGGCACCUGAUUGGCCCCUGGAGCAGCGAGACUCCACCCCCUAUCAGUGUGAAGCCCCACCCCUGAAUUCACCUGUAAAGACGAAUGGAGGAAGUGACAUCACUGAGGGGCGGAGUAAAGAAGGUCUAGGUGGAGCAGAGGAUGAUGGGAAAUGUGCAGAGAAGCGAAGUGGUGAUGUGAUGGAGCGUGAAGCGGAUGAUGAUGUCACUGACAGGAAGUGGAGUAAAGAUGGCGAUGGUGCUGCGGAGGAUGAUGGGAAAUGUGCAGCAGAGGUGUUAAAGGAAGGAGAAGCUGAUGUGAUGGAGGACAGAGAGGAAAAUGAAACGCCGACAAAAGACGCGAGCACGAACACGCCGAGCUCUAUGGACAAGAUCAUAAAGCUGGAGGAGGAGAGCGGCGUUAGUGCUCCGGUCGGUGAAGCUCAGAGCUCGUUGGCUAAUGCCAAGGAUUAUAAAGCUGGAGAAAGUCUGACGAGACGCGCUAACGAGACGAGAUCAGCUGCGGAAACUGGCACGGGAAGUGAAAAGAGUUCGUCUGAUCAUCUGAAACACAGUGAUGCUGAAACUGAAACUAGCGAAGCUAAAGCUAAAUGUUGCAAAGGUCUGAUUUUCCCCGGGUUACAGAGGGCAUCGUUAAUGGACGUAAGUGACGGUGAAGACAAAUGUGACGUUAAAGUUAAAACCAGCGAAGAUUCGGAUAAAACGAAAGCCUCCGUCAGUGAGAUCGUAGACGUAAACGACGGCGGUCGAGUUCCCAACGUAAACUCGGACGGCGAGGGCGCGGUCGUAACGCACGCUAGCAAAGUCGAGAAUUUGCUGCAAAAGUUUGAAAGCAUCAAACGAAGACUUAGCGAUUGCCUUAACUCGCAGGGUUCACCGCUUACGGUAAAAAAACCUAAACGUGAUGACGUCGUCGUCGUGGAAACGGGUGCCGAUUGCGACGACCUGAUAAUUGUCGAAAGUUGCGCGGAAGUUGAAAGACCGAUUCGACACGUAAGCGGCGAUAAAUGCCACGUCAAGAAGACGGGAGAGGGUGCAGUCGGUAAAGUCGCGAGCCCUUCGGCUGAAGCGAAAGGCUGCGAAAGCGACGUCGAGAUCGUAGACCUAGACGUAGACGACGGUCAGGUUUUACGCGGAAGUCCAAAUGGGGACGCAAAUCGAGACGUUGCAAAUUCUAAAAGUUGCACCGAGGCGAAGUCGGGGGCGAGUCCGAGUCCGAGUCCGAGUCCGAGUCUGUCUGGUAAAUGCUGCGAAAGCGAUGUUGAGAUUGUAGACCUUAACGAUGCCGAUGAUGUCAUCGUGAACGACAGAGAGAUCGCAAACGUACAACGACUCGAUGAGACGAAGUCAGACGUAGCGGCCGCCGGUCAGAUCGGCGAGGUUGACGGUUCGUCAGCUAAACGAUCUAAACGCGAUGAUGACGAUUCGAAUUUCUCGCCUGAGCGUAAACGUUUGAAACGUGACGUAGAUCCGGACUGUCGGGGUAAGAAUUCGAAUUGUGAAGUCGAGAUCAUCGAGAUUGAGGAUGAUGAUGAAAACAAGGGUGAAAAUGGCGAGGUCGGGAGAAACGGAGGGAACGCGGAGGAUUCGUCGGAGAACGCCAGCGGCCGUAAACGCGACGUGGAGAUCCCGGAGCCGCGCGGACCAGGCGACGGCGCCGAACGUCAGACAUCGUCGAAGCAGAUCGAAAGCCGUGAACGGCGCGUUUCCGAUGGCGACCGCACUGACUCGGGCGCUCGGGCUCAGAUUAUUGAAACUGAAGAUUCGUCAGAUAAACACUUUAAUUCGGCUAACGCUACGAAUCCGGACGAAACCUUCCCUGAAACCGAGAGUAGCGUGCGGCCGGACCCCCGGGAUGAGCUGAUAAAUAAUGAGGAUUCCUCCGAAGUUCACACUCGCGAAGCCGACAGUUUGUGCACUAAGAGCGGCGUGGAGAUCGAGAUCGUCCACAACGGCGAUCGGGUUCGUGACAGCGAACAGGAGCCGAAUGAAAACGAUUCGAAACCGACAAAUUCUAAAAACGGCGUUAAUGAGACGACGAUUCAGACUUUAGCCGCCGAGGGUCCGAUCGGCGAGGUUCAGGGUUCCGAUCGGCGCGAGAGCGGUCCCGAAAGCCGAGCGCUCGACCCGGGUCCGGACGUCCGGUUUGCAGAAGAGUCGGAGACAACCAAUCAGAGAGCACGCGGUGAGGGCGUGUUGCCCCGCCCCUCGUCUCCUCGAGCGAAUCAGGAGUUCGAUUACGUGGAGCUGAGUCGGGAGGAGAACAUCAGCCUGAUGAAAGCGCAGAUCAGGUUGAUGGAGGAGAAACUCCGACUGAUGGAGAUGAACCGCUGAAGGCGUUAAUUCAGUUCCGUCGAUUUAACAAAAACUGACCAGAUCCUCGUUCAGAGAAAUAAAGAGACUGUAACGAAGAGUUUAACUAAAUAUCAAUCUGAACACUUCCUUAUUGCUUCCGUUACAUUUCAUGCGCUUUAUUUUCUGUACAGUGAGCGUGAGUGUGUGAGAGAGUGUGUGUGUGUGUGUGUGUGUGAGUGUGUGUGUGUGAGUGUGUGAGAGAGUGUGUGUGUGAGUGUGUGUGUGAGUGUGUGUGUGUGUGUGUGUGUGUUUGUGUGUAUUUGUGUGUAUGAGUGUAUGUAUGAGUGUGUGAGAGAGUGUGUGUGUGAGUGUGUGAGAGCGUGUGUUUGUGUGUGAGUGUGUGUGUGUGUGUGUAUGAGUGUGUGUGUGAGUGUGUGUAUGAGUGUGUGAGUAUGAGUGUGUGUAUGAGUGUGUGUGUGAGUGUGUGUGUGUGAGUGUGUGUAUGAGUGAGUGUGUGUGUGUGUGUAUGAGUGUAUGUAUGAGUGUGUGUAUGAGUGAGUGUGUGUGUGUGAAUGGAAAAAAUAAAUAUUCUUCUGUUAAUAUUUUUGUUUACUGUGACUGUAAAAAAAGAUCAGAUAUUAUUUAUAUUAUAAUUUCACAUAAUCCAGAAUUAUUUAAUAAGAUUUAGAGAAGUUGAUGAUGAUGAUUAUUAUUAUUAUUAUUAUGAUUAUUAUUAUGAU
Molecule: messenger RNA, 3592 nt
Organism: Ictalurus punctatus (channel catfish)
Lineage: Eukaryota; Metazoa; Chordata; Actinopteri; Siluriformes; Ictaluridae
Exons: 5
Coding region: 138-2891 (917 amino acids)
Source: RefSeq, a predicted model, not a curated record